AUGAUUCACCCUUCCUUGGCCGGCCUGCCAGGCGCCGGCGGCAGUGCUGGCGGCAGCAAGCAGCAGCCCAGCUUUGUGAGCAAGCUCUACUCCAUGCUCGAGGACGAUUCCAUCGAAGACAUGAUCGCUUGGGGUCCCUCGGGUACAGUCUUUAGCGUGGCCAACCCAGCCGAGUUUUCUCGCAUCGUGCUGCCCAACUGGUUCAAACAUUCCAACUGGCAGUCCUUCGUCCGCCAGCUCAACAUGUAUGGCUUCCACAAGGUCAAUCACACCUACCAGGGCACGCCCGACGACGAGAUCCAGGUCUGGGAAUUCAAGCAUCCAAGCUUCCGCAGGGGCGAGAUUCACCUCCUCAAUGACAUCAAGCGAAAG
Molecule: messenger RNA, 372 nt
Organism: Acaromyces ingoldii
Lineage: Eukaryota; Fungi; Basidiomycota; Exobasidiomycetes; Exobasidiales; Cryptobasidiaceae
Product: winged helix DNA-binding domain-containing protein
Exons: 1
Biological process (GO): regulation of DNA-templated transcription
Molecular function (GO): sequence-specific DNA binding; DNA-binding transcription factor activity
Source: RefSeq, a predicted model, not a curated record